UUUAAAGGAUGGCAAUGCAUCGGAAAGGGCUCGGGAGGGAGCCGCAGGAAUGAGGUGAAGCUGGAAAACCUGCAUCGUGUCUCCAGGUUUGCCCCAAACAGGGAACGGAGGUGAAUUCGGCAGGCAGCGGCAGGACGCGGCCCAGUUCCCGGAAGCCGGAGCUGCACAAAUGACAAAUGCAGCCAAGAGACGGCACGCAGAUUCAUUUGUGAACAGCCAGGAGUGGACCCUGAGCCGCUCGGUGCCGGAGCUCAAAGUGGGCAUCGUGGGGAACCUCUCCAGCGGCAAGUCGGCGCUGGUGCAUCGCUACCUGACCGGCACCUACGUGCAGGAGGAGUCCCCAGAAGGCGGACGGUUUAAGAAGGAGAUCGUCGUGGACGGUCAGAGUUACCUGCUGCUGAUUCGAGAUGAAGGGGGCCCCCCUGAGCUCCAGUUCGCGGCUUGGGUGGAUGCCGUGGUGUUUGUCUUCAGUUUGGAGGAUGAGAUCAGCUUCCAGACGGUGUAUAACUACUACCUGCGGCUCUGCAGCUACCGCAACACGGCCGAGGUGCCCAUGGUGCUGGUGGGCACGCAAGAUGCCAUCAGCGCCACGAACCCUCGCGUCAUCGACGACUCCCGGGCCCGGAAGCUCUCCAACGACUUGAAGCGCUGCACGUACUACGAGACCUGUGCCACCUAUGGCCUGAAUGUGGAGCGAGUCUUCCAGGACGUGGCGCAGAAGGUGGUCGCCCUGCGCAAGAAGCAGCAGCUCUCCAUCGGCCCCUGCAAGUCCCUGCCCAACUCGCCCAGCCACUCGUCCGUCUCUGCGGCCUCCAUCCCCUCUGUGCACAUCAACCAGGCCACCAACGGCAGCGGAGCCUUUAGUGACUACUCCUCCUCUGUGCCCUCCACCCCCAGCAUCAGCCAGCGGGAGCUGCGGAUCGAGACCAUCGCCGCUUCCAACACGCCCACCCCCAUUCGCAAGCAGUCAAAGCGUCGUUCCAACAUUUUCACGUCUCGAAAGGGCGCCGACCCGGAGCGGGACAAGAAGGUGCUGGAGUGCAAGGCGGACAGCAUCGGCAGCGGGCGCGCCAUCCCCAUCAAGCAGGGCAUCCUCCUGAAGCGCAGUGGCAAGUCCCUCAACAAGGAGUGGAAGAAGAAGUACGUGACGCUGUGCGACAACGGGCUGCUCACCUACCAUCCCAGCCUGCACGAUUACAUGCAAAACGUGCACGGCAAGGAGAUCGACCUGCUGAGGACGACCGUGAAGGUGCCAGGCAAGCGGCUCCCGAGGGCGACUACGGCCACGGCCCCCAGCGCCAGCCCCAAGACCAACGGGCUCGCCAAGGAGCGGAGCAGCACGCAGUUCCCGGGGAACACUGGUGCCCCGCACUCGACCAGCAGCACCUCCCUGCACUCGGAGCGCUCCAUCAGUGGCAUCAACCUGGUGGGCUUCAGCUCCAAGCCGGACGGCAUGCACCAGCGCUCCUACUCCGUCUCCAGCGCUGACCAGUGGAGCGAGGCCGUGGCUGGCCCCGGCGCCUGCCCGAACCCCUCUAAUGGCACGGCAGAUUCUCUCAGCUCCAGCCCGAACAUUUCCAACGCUGCCAGCCCAAAGCUGGAGCCGCCUCCGUCCCCGCAUGCGAACAGGAAGAAACACCGCAGAAAAAAGAGCACGGGGACGACCCGGCCCGACGGCCCCAGCGCAGCCGCGGAAGAGCCGGAUGAGCCGUUCGAGUUCAUCAUCGUGUCGCUGACGGGGCAGACGUGGCUCUUCGAAGCCUCGACGGCGGAGGAGCGGGAGCUGUGGGUCCAGGCCAUCGAGAGCCAGAUCCUGGCCAGCCUGCAGUGCUGCGAGAGCAGCAAGAACCAGGCCCGGAUGGACAGCCAGAGCGAGGCCGUGGCCAUCCAGGCCAUUCGCAACACCAAGGGCAACUCCCAGUGCGUGGACUGCGGGGCCCCCAACCCUGACUGGGCAAGCCUGAACCUGGGCGCGCUCAUGUGCAUCGAGUGCUCCGGCAUCCACCGCAACCUGGGCACGCACCUGUCCCGCGUCCGCUCCCUGGACCUGGACGACUGGCCCGGCGAGCUGCUCGCCGUCAUGACGGCCAUCGGCAAUGCCCUGGCCAACGCCGUCUGGGAGGGCGCCGUCGAGGGCUACCCCAAGCCCGGCCCUGAGAGCAGCAGGGAAGAGAAGGAACGCUGGAUCCGGGCUAAGUACGAGCAGAAGCUGUUCGUGGCCCCGCUGCCGCCGUCGGACGUGCCGCUGGGGCAGCAGCUGCUGCGAGCGGUGGUGGAGGACGACCUGCGCCUGGUGGUGACGCUGCUGGCCCACGGCACCAAGGAGGAGGUGAACGAGACCUACGGGGAUGGCGAUGGGCGCACGGCGCUGCACCUCUCCUGCGCCAUGGCCAACGUCGUCUUCACGCAGCUCCUCAUCUGGUACGGGGUGGACGUGAAGAGCCGGGACGCCCGCGGACUGACGCCCCUGGCGUACGCCCGGCGCGCCGGCAGCCAGGAGUGUGCCGACAUCCUGCUGCAGCACGGGUGCCCCAGCGACGCCGCCCUCUCCACGCUGACCCCCAGCCUGCCCCGCCGCAACGCCAACGCCAACAACAACGCUGCCGAGCUCAGCGCCAGCCCCAGCCCCCACUAGCCGCCCGCCCACCCCGUCCCACCCUGCUGCACGGGGGCCUGGCUCUGGGGACGGGCCCCCCCUGCCUGGCACAGGCU
Messenger RNA from Alligator sinensis (Chinese alligator), 2712 nucleotides. RefSeq names its product ArfGAP with GTPase domain, ankyrin repeat and PH domain 3 (gene AGAP3). Gene Ontology annotation, cellular component: nucleus. The coding region runs from base 170 to 2635 and encodes 821 amino acids. The record is from RefSeq and is a predicted model, not a curated record. Gene Ontology annotation, biological process: proteasome-mediated ubiquitin-dependent protein catabolic process. Lineage: Eukaryota; Metazoa; Chordata; Crocodylia; Alligatoridae. The transcript has 18 exons. Gene Ontology annotation, molecular function: GTP binding; GTPase activity; protein binding.